Molecule: messenger RNA, 372 nt
Organism: Cyphellophora europaea CBS 101466
Lineage: Eukaryota; Fungi; Ascomycota; Eurotiomycetes; Chaetothyriales; Cyphellophoraceae
Exons: 4
Coding region: 1-372 (123 amino acids)
Biological process (GO): response to oxidative stress
Source: RefSeq, a predicted model, not a curated record
AUGCCCAUCAGUCCGACCUAUCUCGCGCAGAGGACGCGCUCCUCGAUCAAUUGGGCCGACGCCCAGCGACGAGUCCUCAAGUCCUACCGAGAAUGGCUACGAGCUGGCCCUGAGAUCCAGCAGAUGUACUCCCUCAACAUGCCGGUGGCUACCGUGCGCGCCAAGGUCCGCGAAGAGUUCGAGAAGCACCGCUACGUCAACAACAUCCAGGCCGUCGAUGUCCUGAUCAGCCAGAGCCAUAUGGAGUUUCAGGAGACGUUAAACUUCUGGAAGCAGCUGUCGCAAGUCAUGAAAUAUUUCCGCAAGGAGGAGGAUCCGACGGCGAGGCUGCCCAAGAACUUCAUGCAAGGUUUCCUGGAGGGUCGAAAUUAG